Molecule: messenger RNA, 3010 nt
Organism: Rana temporaria (common frog)
Lineage: Eukaryota; Metazoa; Chordata; Amphibia; Anura; Ranidae
Product: deoxynucleoside triphosphate triphosphohydrolase SAMHD1-like
Exons: 17
Coding region: 1536-3005 (489 amino acids)
Biological process (GO): dGTP catabolic process; defense response to virus; regulation of innate immune response
Cellular component (GO): nucleus
Molecular function (GO): dGTPase activity
Source: RefSeq, a predicted model, not a curated record
GCGUAUAACACGCAGGCACAGUUUACCCUCUUUUUUUUUUUUCAGGGUAAAAAAGUGAGUGUUAUAUGCCAAUAAAUGCAGUAAUCUUUUAGUUUUAUAUACCUUAUUUCAACAGCUGUUAAAGUGUAUCGACCACACGGGUAGAACAUUGGGUUGCUUGCCUCGCUGGUUUACAUUAUGGGAGGAAGCAGUAAAUCGCAGCCUUUGGGGUUGAUUUAAAUAAAGGCAAAUAGACUGUGCACUGUGCAAGUUCAGUUUCGCUCCUUCCCCCAGGGCUUGGCAAAUGUGGUAAAGCUCUGCAGAUUUUACUGUACAUCAUCCAAUCGUGCAAGCAACAUUUUUUUAUUUUAUUUUCCCCCUUGCACCUCAUUGGUUAUUUUUACAAAGUGAAGCUUUACCACAUUACCUUUUACCAAGGAAGAUGAGAGCAACUACACUUGCAAAGUGCUCUGUCUGUUUGCCUUUAGUAAAUCCACCCCAAUGUGUAGCACUGAAAAGCAGCCUGAGUAUAUAAUAUGCAAAGAUGGCUGCACCAGUAUAUUUAUAUACGUAAUUUCAAACUUUACAUAAAAUAAAAAGCAUACUACAUUUGCAUUUGAUUUACAUCCAAGUUAUUUAUCAAAACAUAAAUAAAUAUUGAAAGCACUAGGCUUUUAAAGGGACUCUGUCAAAAGGAGUUAUUCCCUGGCUAUCGGCCUGCAUACAAGUGACUAGUUCAGCAAUUGCACUCUGUUAGGUAUGGUAUAUCGGCUCCUCUGACCUCGCAUGCUGCACAUGCCGGUGAUGUGUUUGCUGACAUAAUUAGAUUGAAACCAAUUGGACUUCAUGUCAAAACUUGAGCAGAGGAGCAUGGAGAGUAUAGUAGGUUACAAAAAACAUUCUAUAGGCAACGGCAGCAUUUUUCCUCUGUUCUGAUACGAACGCAACAGGGAAAAUUCAAAGUUCAUCCACUCCAUUUUCAUCUAGCAGUAAUGUUAUGUUUUACACUAAGUCCGUAAUAUCUUUAUUUGGAUUGUUUUAUAUUCUGUAUGCACGGUAUGUAAAAGGGGUUUUGUUUUUCAUGUUACACUGCUUUUAUUUGUUUUUCUUGUGUUUUUGAAUAUAAUCAUGUUCGGGCUCUAAAAUGUUUGUAUUUUUCUAUUGGGAUUUGUAUUUUGUUUGUUUUUGUUUUUCUUGCUAUAUUUCUACAGUGUUAUAAUAUGUAUUUGUAAAACGGGUUAUAGGAGAAUUGCAGAAGUAUUUUUUUAUUCUUAUAAUCCCGUUUUUAAAUGUUUGCACUAUAGAUAGAAAACGGACUUGGAAUGUGACUGGUGGAAUAAACCCUCAGCUUUGCCAAACAGUUUGAGUUUUGUAUGGUUUCCUCUUUCAGUGUGUGUUUAUCCAAUAAGGACCUGCAGAACACUGUAUACAAGGAAGACAUCUACAGGAUCUUAAGAAGAGCACUGGAAAGAGUUUCAGGUCAGCUAAACCUUUUUCCUGUUCUGUUUCUAGAGGGACCAUAAGAGUGACUGUAUUUGCUGCAUUGUUUUUGGACAAUGUCCCAAAAUUCACAGAAGGGGGAGAGUCCAGAGAGCCUGGAGAAUGAUGGUCCUGUUAAUUAUCUUAAAUAUAAGGGUGAAAAAAAGGUAUUCAAUGAUCCAAUCCAUGGUCACAUUGAAAUGCACCCCCUGCUGGUCCGGAUUAUUGACACUCCACAGUUCCAGCGUUUGCGGUAUAUCAAACAGCUCGGUGGCUGCUAUUAUGUUUACCCAGGAGCCUCCCACAACAGAUUUGAGCACUCUAUUGGUGUGAGUCACCUAGCAGGAUGCUUAAUGAAGCAUUUACAAGAUUGCCAAGGAGAUCUAGGUAUAGAUGACAGAGACAUACUGCGUGUCCAGAUCGCAGGACUAUGCCAUGAUUUGGGUCAUGGACCGUUUUCUCAUAUGUUUGAUAGAAAAUUUAUGCCUCAUGUUUGCCCACAUAAAGGUUUUAAGCAUGAAUCUGCUUCUUUGAAGAUGUUUGAACACAUUAUGGAGUCCAUUAAAUCGGAAAUCAUUAUGGGGGAGGAAGACAAAAAAUUUAUCAAAGAACUGAUCAAGAGUGAGAAUGAUCCCUCAAUACCAAAGUCAUCUUAUGAAGGUCAGAGAGAAGAGAAAAGCUUCUUAUAUGAUAUCGUGGCUAACAAAAGAAAUGGCAUCGAUGUGGAUAAAUGGGACUACUUUGCCAGAGACUGCCAUCACUUGGGUAUUGCAAAUAAUUUUGAUCAUAUGCGAUGUCUUAAAUUUGCCAGAGUCUGUGAGGUUGAUAACCGGAAGCAAAUAUGUUUUAGGGAUAAGGAAGUUGACAAUCUGUAUAAUAUGUUUUACACACGGAACAGUCUUCACCGGAGGGCAUACCAGCAUAAAGUUAACAACAUCAUUGAGAUAAUGAUUAUGGAAGCCUUCGUAAAAGCAGAUCCCUAUAUCAAGAUACAAGGGUCAAAAGGCAAAAUGAGUAUCUCUGAAUCUGUGGAAGACAUGGAAGCAUAUACCAAGCUCACAGACAACAUGUUCCAUCAGAUCUUGUACUCCAGCGAACCCGAACUUGAAGAAGCCAGAGAGAUCCUGCAGAAAGUGGAGCGCAGGGAACUGUACAAAUUUGUAGGAGAGAGACUGCCCGGCAAAGCGGAGGACUGUACAAAUUUAAAAACUGAGCUGGUAAACGACAUCUUUAUAUCUAUUCAAAUACAACUCCAAAAAGAUGAUUUUAUCGUAGAUGUGAUUGAUUUGAACUAUGGAAUGAAAGACCAGGAUCCAAUUAACAAUGUGCGGUUUUACAGGAAGUUAAAUCCGGACAUGGCUAUAAAAAUCACUCAAGGGCAGGUGUCUCUGCUUUUGCCAACGCAGUUUGAGGAGCAGAUAAUCCGUGUUUACUGUAAAAAGACGGACGAAAACAUCCUGGAGGCUGCCAAGGAAUCUUUUGAGCAAUGGUGCCAAAAGCAUGGCUGCAAACCUCAGCAAGAACCCACAAUCGCCAGCGCUCCCUAAAAACG